AUGCCUGACGAACGAUAUUUUCCAAAUCCUUUCGAUGAUUUCUGUGAAACGAAUCAUGAAAGUCGUGUAUUCAAACAACAGUUACACGAAACAGCAAUAUUUUUGAUCAAAAAAUUUGUUGCAAUGAUCGAAAGCCAGAAAGAUUCACAGUCCUAUCGAGAAGAUGUUUAUGUUGGUGUUGCUGGGAUUGCCUUCAUGUUUUGGAAACUAUCUCGAGCAGAGGAGACGAAAGCAUUAUACCCAUGCUUGGAAAUAGCCUCGAACUACAUUCGUCAAGCAAAACAGCAAUGUCUACAAAAAAAUCGUUCUUCAAAGACUUCGGUAGCAUUUCUAUGCGGUAACGCUGGAAUAGCGGCCAUAUCAGCAGUAAUUUCGUAUGAUAUGGGCAAUGACCAAGAUAUGAAGAAUGAUGUGGAAGACUUCUUAAAAGGAUAUUCGUGCUGUUCUAGACCCAACGAUUACGAUGCCGACGAAGUAUUAGUUGGAAGAGCAGGCUAUCUGCAUGGAGCAUACUGGCUUAAUCAAAUAAUCACUACAAAACCUAUUGAAAAUAUUGUAAUCGAUCAGCUGUGCCAAGUACUCAUAAAACGAGGAAGAAGUAUUUCAUCACAGCUUCAACUUUCGGUUCCGUUGAUGUAUGAAUAUCAUGGUAAAACAUACCUUGGUGCUGCUCACGGUAUAUGCGCGAUUCUCCACGCUUUGUUGGAAUCUCCAUGGUUCAACAAAACGGAAAACAGCCAAUUCUCCCUUUCGCCAUCAAAGCUAUCAGAUAUUAAAAACACUAUUGAUUAUUUGCAAUCACUGCAAAACAGUAAUGGGAAUUUUCCAACAAGGCACGAUUCGGACAGGUUUCUCAUCCACUGGUGCCAUGGAUGCGCUGGCGCUAUUUAUGUUUUUGCAAAGGCAUAUUUAGUUUUCAAAUCAGAGACCUAUCUGCAAACAUGUCGCAAGUGUGCAGAUGCCAUCUGGCAUCAGGGUUUGUUGCGUAAAGGUCCCGGUAUUUGUCAUGGAGUGGCAGGGAAUGGUUACGCAUUUUUAUUAAUGUAUCGGUUGACGGGCGAAACAUGCUAUUUAUAUCGUGCCAGCAAAUUUGCUGAAUUUUUGAAUUCGAAACAAUUCUCAGAAAUAUUACUUGUCCCAGAUCGCCCUUACAGUCUGUAUGAAGGUCUAGCCGGUGCCGUAUGUUUCUUAGUCGAUCUUCUAAAUCCUUCGCAUGCAUCAUUUCCUUUUAUGGAUGUGUUUGAGUGUAAAAUUGAUAAAAAAUAA
This is a messenger RNA of Anopheles nili, 1266 nucleotides long. RefSeq names its product lanC-like protein 3 homolog. The transcript has 2 exons. Gene Ontology annotation, cellular component: plasma membrane. The record is from RefSeq and is a predicted model, not a curated record. NCBI's taxonomy places the organism in Eukaryota, Metazoa, Arthropoda, Insecta, Diptera, Culicidae. Bases 1 to 1266 code for a protein of 421 amino acids. Gene Ontology annotation, biological process: peptide modification; carbohydrate metabolic process.